AUGGAAAAAGUUAAGGUUGAAUAUGAAUGGAAACCACAAAGGUGUGCGGCUUGUUGUCUGUUUGGUCAUUCGGAUACUACUUGUCCUAAAUCCUCAACUUUAAAACCUAAACAAGUUACAAUCGAUGACGAGGGGUUUGUAACCGAUAAAAGGAAAGUAGCAAAGUAUGGAUUUCCUCAAAAGAAGCAAAAGCAUAAAUUUGUCUAUAGACAAAAGAAUAGCCAUGCGGGUACUGGGCCAUCUGGAACAAUGAGUGAUGAAGGUGAACGUCAUACGGCUAAGGUAAGUUAUGGAGUUAGCAAUAGUAACUUGAAUUUAAAGAACUCUUUCUCAGUUCUGGAUCAAAUGGCUGAUGGGGAACCAAGUACGAGUAAUAGUAAGGAGGAUAGAGCAUUGGUUGACGACUUUGUAAAGCAAAACCCAACUGAGAUUUCAGAGUUCAUGAGUGCUGAAUUUGUAAAGGGGUGUUUAGAUCGUGGGAUUGGACCUCAAACUGCAGCUGCUGUUCUAGAGCCGAAACCUUUCAAGUUUGCUAAUUUCUUAGCAAGUAAGGAGGGUUUUAUUCCUUGUGUUGCUAAAGAGUGGGCUAAGGUGAUCCCGGGUAAAACUAUGUUUUCAGUGGUUAAGAAGUUGUCGGCUCUCAAGUCUCCUUUGAGACGUCUCCUGUUUAUACAGGGUAAUCUUCACAGUCGAGUUAAGGAGGUUAGAUUGAAGCUGGAUGGCAUUCAAAAGGCGAUUGACGCGAACCCUUUGGACAUGGCUCUUAGAGAAUCUGAAUCUAGGUGUAUUCAGGAAUUUAAUUCUGUGUCGUAUGACGAAGAAUGUUUUCUAAAGCAAAAAUCUAAGGCAGAAUGGCUAGCAGCAGGUGACUCAAAUACUAAAUUCUUCCAUAAUUGUGUGAAAAUGAGAAAUGCGUGUAGUAAGAUUCAUAGUAUUCAAGAUGUUCAUGGGAACAAGUUUAAAGGAAAUGAUGUUUUUGGUGUUCUGGUCUCGCAUUACUCGAAUUUUUUGGGCACCCAGGAUCAAGUUGUGAAGCUGGUGAAUAAUGAUUUAUUCUCUAAUGUUCUUGACUCGAAUGUCGCUAGCUAUAUGAUUAGGCAGGUUACUCGUGAGGAGGUAAAAAGUGCUAUGUUCUCCAUAGGAGAAAAUAAAGCUCCGGGCCCGGAUGGCUACACUUCUGCGUUUUUCAAAAACUCUUGGGAGAUUGUGGGUGAUGAGGCCCUUCCAGGUGCGCGUUUAAAAAUUGAUAUACAGAAGGCCUAUGAUACAGUGAGCUGGUCAUUUCUUGAGGAUAUUCUACAUGCGUUUGGGUUUCACCAAAAGAUGGUUAAAUGGAUCAUGGUUUGUGUUACGAAUGUCUCUUAUUCGCUGAGCAUUAAUGGCAACCUAUAUGGGUAUUUCAAGGGUAAACGUGGUCUCCGGCAAGGUGAUCCUAUAUCUCCUUAUCUGUUUACUCUAGUCAUGGAGGUUCUCACGUUGUUAUUAAAGAAGGCAGCCUAUUCUAAUAAUGCAUUUCGAUUCCACCUCUAUUGUAAAAAACAGAAAAUAAUUAACGUUUCUUUUGUUGAUGAUCUGUUUUUAUUCGCUAAUGGGGAUGUGGCGUCGGUUAGGAUUCUUCGGGAUACUCUCCAGUUGUUUACAAGUGCCUCGGGUUUAGUUCCAAGUUUGCCGAAAAGUACAGUUUAUUUUGGUAAUGUUCCUCACUCUAUUAAGCAGGAAAUUCUCAAUAUUAUGCCGUUCCAAGAGGGAUCGCUUCCAGUUCGGUAUUUGCGUGUUCCAUUAAUUUCAACAAAGCUCUCUUAUAAAGAUUGCAAAAUUUUAGUUGAUAAAAUGGUGAAGAAGAUCGAUAAUUGGAUGACGAGAACCUUGUCCUUUGCUGGUAGACUUCAGCUGGUCAAUUCUGUCCUCUCUGCAAUGCAUAUUUAUUGGGCUACUGUUUUCAUAUUGCCAGCUAAAAUUGUUAAUGAUCUUGAAAGAUGUAUGCGUGCAUUGGUCAGGAAGUCGCUCUGGGUUCAAUGGAUCCAUAUGUAUAAGCUUAAAGGCAGGAGUUUCUGGGAGGUCCCUAGCCGAGGCUGCAUGACUUGGGGUUGGAGAAAGCUACUCGCAAUUCGGAGCUUGAUCCGUCCUUAUUUGUGGUCUUCAAUUGGUAAUGGGUCUCAAACGAAUAUAUGGAGUGAUAUGUGGUGUGAUCAAUGUCCUCUGCGUAGUUUUAUUAGCCCGAGACGCAUCUCUAAUGCUGGUUUUAAUCUUCAAUCUACGGUUGCUGAGAUGGUGUCUCACAAUGGGAAUUGGAGGUGGCCGAUUGCUUGGUAUGAUUUAUAUCCAGUUUUAAUCAAUGUCCAGGUUCCUAUUCUUCAUGACAGGCAGGAUCGGUUGAUAUGGAAAGACCUUGAUGGCAAUUCUCGUCAGUUUUCUUCUUGGGAGGUUUGGAAUAAUAUUCGCUAUGACAGAGAUUCAAGAGACCAUUUAUUCUUUGAAUGUUCGUUUGAUUUGGAGGUUUGGAAUAACAUUAAGGUGUUAACCAACAUGGAGAGUGUUAAUGGUACUUGGGCUGAAGUUAUGUCUUGGAUGAACCAGAAUUCGAAUAUGCAGAUGCCGGAAAAUAUUAUCAGCCGAUUGGUAGUUUCAGCUGCUUCUUAUCUUGUCUGGCAAGAAAGAAAUAAUAGGCUGUUCACUAGAAACAAGCGUACGGUGAUGGUGAUUGCUCGUGAGACCAUUUGGACGGUUAGAUUGCGCCUUUUGACUUUCAAAUUCAAGUGGAGACCUGGCCUUCGAAGUGUUCUUGAGAAAUGA
Helianthus annuus (common sunflower) is the source of this 2793-nucleotide messenger RNA. RefSeq lists its product as uncharacterized. The coding region runs from base 1 to 2793 and encodes 930 amino acids. The transcript is spliced from 6 exons. The record is from RefSeq and is a predicted model, not a curated record. Lineage: Eukaryota; Viridiplantae; Streptophyta; Magnoliopsida; Asterales; Asteraceae.